AUGCUCAAGAAUAGGGUGGAGGUAGAUCGAAGAAGGCUUGACUUCAGUGAGGAAUCAAGUGCUGGUGAGUAUAAUGGCAAGUACCUGGGGUUCCAUGAGCAGGCCGGGGAGACUGGCACGUACAGAAAGGUAAUAUAUAGUCAGGAAGGAAAGCUCGUUCCGCCCCAAUACCACACCUGGGACAGAAACCCACAUCACAAAGACACGAGCCCUAGCGAUAAGAAGUAUCAUUCUGAAUAUCGUGAGGGGGAAAGCGAUAGCAGGCUGGACACGCCGAUAUCUAUCGAAGCCAAGUGGUCGCACUACAGCUCGGAAUAUUUUGAGGCAUCGGACUCCGAGGAGUUUGACGAGAAGCUAGCAUCUCUGAGACUCCUCAUUCUCGAGGCUGAGGAGGAGAUGAGGAGGAUUGUCCAGGGAAGGGUGGACAAGCACCUUGAAAUGAACAAGGAAGCUAAUGAAAAGAAAAAGGAAAUGAAGAGAAGGAAAAGAGAGGUGUUGGGGGAGGUCAACAAAGUGAGGGGAGAGGCAGGAGACAGGGACGACAGAUCAUGCGAGAGACCUGAAGAGGAGUCUGAUGCAAAGGGGACGAGGAUAGAGAGCUUUGCGGAUUUCGAGACGUCUAUGUUUCCCUAUAAGUCUAAGAAUGGAGCAAAGUCCUAUGCCUGCCCGUACGAAGGAUGCACAAUGGAGCUUCCUACGCUGAGCAGAAUCAAACGGCAUUACAUAGUCCACACGAAACUAAGGCCAUUCAAGUGCUUGAACAAGGACUGUAACAAGAGGUUUUCCCGGAAAGAUAACAUGCUACAGCACUAUAAGAUUCAUUGCAACUACAGUAAUUACCGGUGA
Messenger RNA from Encephalitozoon cuniculi GB-M1, 846 nucleotides. RefSeq names its product transcriptional activator. Gene Ontology annotation, cellular component: PcG protein complex; transcription regulator complex. The transcript has a single exon. Gene Ontology annotation, biological process: regulation of transcription by RNA polymerase II. The record is from RefSeq and is marked provisional. Gene Ontology annotation, molecular function: RNA polymerase II cis-regulatory region sequence-specific DNA binding; DNA-binding transcription factor activity, RNA polymerase II-specific. Lineage: Eukaryota; Fungi; Microsporidia; Unikaryonidae. Bases 1 to 846 code for a protein of 281 amino acids.